AUGUACAAGGCCAUACUGUCAGGUGCUCGUAAUCGAAACGAUGUUUCUCUUGCUCGAGAAAUAACUCAACGAAUAAAACAACUGGGUCAUACUGUCGAUGACGAUUUCAUAUCGGCCUCAGUACUUUUCGGUAAUACUUUAGCAUCAUCAGGCGAAUUAGAAGAAGCCUCACAACUAAGACUAGAAAUGAGCCAAUCAGGUAUCAAGAAAAAAGCGGGUGUAUCUUGGACUGAAGUCAACGGUGAAAUUGUGGAAUUUCGUGUCAAAGAUCGAAGACAUCCACGAACAGAUGAAAUCUAUGAAGAGCUUGAUCGAAUCGAAAAGGAACUCAUUGAACAUGGUCAUAAGUUCGAUGCCAGUUGGAUAACACGUGAAAUGAGAGCUAAUGAGACUGUUGCAUCUAUUCUCAACAGUCACAGUGAGAGAUUGGCACUUGCAUAUCAUUUCAUUCAGCGGCCAGUUCCAUCACGCAUUCAAAUUGUGAAGAAUCUCCGCAUUUGUGGUGAUUGUCAUGGUGCAAUCAAGUUGAUCAGUCGAAUUCGUGAAUGUGAAAUUAUUAUUCGUGAUGCGAACCGUAUUCAUCAUUUUUCAGAUGGGAAAUGUUCAUGUAAUGAUCAUUUUUAA
Adineta ricciae is the source of this 624-nucleotide messenger RNA. NCBI's taxonomy places the organism in Eukaryota, Metazoa, Rotifera, Eurotatoria, Adinetida, Adinetidae. The record is from the annotation of a GenBank genome assembly.